UGGUGAGUUGAGUGUGAGUCUCCCGUGUACUUUGCUGGUGUGCAGACGGAUGAUAAAAUAAUGACGAUCUAAGCAGUACCAAGUCACCAGCUAGGCUAUCGUACAAUAUACCUUAUUAAUAGUGUCGUAAUCGUAUUUGGAACAGGAAAAGUAUUGUCCCAACUCCGCUCGCUGGUUUCCGUGGUUAGAUUACAGGUGAACGCAUUGAUUGAAUGCAUUUAUCAAUAUCCGUUCGGUGGGCAGUGGGUGGAAAAACAGCAUCUUAAAGCCAGACCGAAACGGUCCAUUGGAACAGCAUUAGGCAGCAGAGGUCAAAGACAUCCGCAGUCGAAAGGCCUUGAGAGGGAACGAGAACAAACACACACUGAAGGGAAAGAGAGAGAUACGCGAGAUAGAGAGACACACAGACAGACAGUUGGAGAGCUGCAAGAACGCGCCUGUUUUAGUUUCGUGCCGUGCGUCGUAGAUUGUUGUUAGUUUGAUCAAAUAGAUAGCCAAAGAGAAGGAUAGAAACAGGCAACGCGGGUCAGCGUAAACAACAAAUAUGAGCGAAGAGGAUGGCGAGGGACGGUCUAGCAACCCAACAGCAUCAAUAUCCAUACCUGCAAAAGCAGCUAGCUCCGAUGAGCACGAGGAUCAGAUGGGGGAAGGUACGACUCCUGGUGCACGAGAGUUUUCCAAAGUUCCAAUAUUUGUAGUAGAAGAUCACCACGAUGUAUUAACAUUUCUGUACCGAUGUCUUGGUUCACGGCAUCUGCCCUUACUGGGGAACACUAUAAUCCAUUUUGACUCCCAUCCGGAUAUGUGCAUCCCGAAACACAUGCCUGCUGGUUACGUGUUCAACAAGGAAGACCUGCUGGACAGCAUCAGUAUCGAGAACUGGCUGAUGCCGACAGUUUUCGCCGGACACGUCAAGCGAAUCGUGUGGAUCAAGCCGGAUUGGUCUAACCAGAUUCCGAAGGGCAAGUUUCGAUUCAACGUGGGCGAAUAUGAAGGCAGCAUUCGAACAGAUUCUACACUGGAAUAUUUCGUAUCCGAGGGGUGCUACCAACCCGAAGAAAACUUGGAAAACAAAAAAUCCCUCGAUCUGGAAGUGUGUUCGAUCGGAGAGUACAGAGCAGCUGACGAUGAGGAUCUAAAAGACGGGUACAUCUUAGACAUCGAUUUAGACUAUUUUAGCACACACAAUCCAUUCUUGAAAAUUUACGAGAAGGUCGGCCUUUACGAUAAGCUCAAGGAGAUAUUUAUUUCCCCAGAGUUAGCUGACAGUGCAGAAAAUGAUCUGGAAAAACUACAGCAACUCGCCAAAAAUCGAGAGGAAAAAUUGGAAUUUCUUGAAUCAAUGUUCCUCUAUCUUGAGGAGGUUGGAAAUCUGAAGCACUUUCUCAUCGACUACCAGCAGGAAAUCAGCGAAGAGUACACGCAGCUAUUGCAAAAAGUAUCAGCACUUGUAACAAUCUUGAAAAAAGAAUACUCCGAAGAUGAAAUCGAUUGGUCAAUGAUCUACGAUGCGGGCUGUACUUGUGAUGCCACCGACCUUCCGCAUCACGAAUCGACCAUGGAAGAGAUUCAAUCGAUGGUAACACAUCUGGAGGCCUUUCUAUCAUGCCUCCCAGGUCCGCCUACGGUGAUUACUGUUUCGAGAUCGAGCGAAGAUGAUUACACCCCCUCCGAGCAAGUCGAGAUGAUUCAGGAACUUGUUCUGGCGUCACUCAAAAAAUGUCUCCGUACCGAGCUAGACGAACCAACGCUGUACUAUAAAGAUCAAGAGUUGAAACUGUAGAUGAGUUGAGCGAAGCCAACAACCCCGAGGCGUGAGGAUCCGUCUUCAGCCAAGCGAUAUGUUUCCUUACUUCCUGUAACUAGCCUUCCGUAGGACCUUAACAGAACCAGUGUACCAUUAUGAUUAUGCUAUGCGCAGUUACUAAUGUUUAAAUCUAAAUCAGUACUAGUACCAGGAAUAAAACACCAAAAUAUUGACAAGUAAAA
Topomyia yanbarensis is the source of this 1989-nucleotide messenger RNA. It is a transcript of the gene MESR6, whose product is annotated as UPF0489 protein C5orf22 homolog. The record is from RefSeq and is a predicted model, not a curated record. The transcript is spliced from 3 exons. Bases 545 to 1783 code for a protein of 412 amino acids. NCBI's taxonomy places the organism in Eukaryota, Metazoa, Arthropoda, Insecta, Diptera, Culicidae.